Nerophis lumbriciformis (worm pipefish) is the source of this 1584-nucleotide messenger RNA. Lineage: Eukaryota; Metazoa; Chordata; Actinopteri; Syngnathiformes; Syngnathidae. The record is from RefSeq and is a predicted model, not a curated record.
AUGAGGCUGAUGUGGUACUGCGGGGCCUUUCUGCUCUCACUCUUCCUUUCCCGAUCCUGUCACGGAGGUAACAUCCUGGUCUUUCCGAUUGAAGGCAGUCACUGGGUGAACAUGGACAUCCUUAUGCGAGAGUUGCACUCGCAAGGACACAACUUGACCAUUGUACGACCCAGCAAGACGUGGUACAUGAAGGACAACGCCUCCUACUUCAACACGAUUAGCGUUCCUGUGGAAAGGAGCUUGGACAAAGACUUCAUCACCGGCUUGCUUUAUGAGGUAAUUGAAUACGAAAGGGGCUCUCUGCCCCUGGUGACAUUUCUUCACAUGAGUGUGGGAAUGUUUGGGAUGUUCAUGGAAGCUCACCAGAUGGUGGGUGAGUUCGCCACAGCGAUUCUCGACGACAAAGACUUAACGAAGAGAUUGAAGGACAGCAACUUUGACCUGAUUCUCAGCGACCCCGCCUGGGCCGGAGGUGUUAUUGUGGCCAAAUAUUUGAACCUUCCUUUGGUCUACAAUGUCCGCUGGCUUAUCGCCACUGAGGGCCACAUCACCAUUGCGCCAUCACCACUUUCUUACAUUCCCAUUACGGGAACUGGUAAUACCAACAAGAUGAGCUUUCUUCAAAGAGUCAAAAACGUGAUUGUGUUUCUGGUCGGCUAUACACAACAUAUUCUGGUCAUUAAGAACGUGUACCAGAAGAUUUGUGACAAGUAUCUUGGACCUGAUAUCGACAUGCACCAUUUGCUUGCUUCUGCUGACCUGUGGCUCAUGAGAGUAGACUUUGUUUUUGAGUUUCCACGCCCUACCAUGCCCAAUGUUGUCUACAUUGGAGGCUUCCAGUGUAAACCAGCCAAGCCUCUACCUGACCACUUGGAAGAGUUUGUUCAGAGUUCUGGAGAACAUGGAGUCAUCCUUAUGUCUCUGGGAACAUUUGUGACCGAACUCCCGGUUGACUUGGCUGAAAAGAUUGCAGCGGAUUUCGCCAAACUCCCUCAGAAAGUCAUCUGGCGGUAUAAAGGUGCUAAACCUUCUACUCUGGGCAACAACACUCUAAUCGUGGACUGGAUGCCACAGAACGACUUGCUUGGACAUCCCAAAAUUAAACUCUUCGUGGCUCAUGGCGGGACAAAUGGCAUCCAGGAAGCGAUCUACCAUGGAGUUCCAGUCGUGGGAAUACCCUUAUUUUUCGACCAACAUGACAACCUGCUGCGUCUCUCUGAAAGAGGGGCGGCCAUUGUGGUUAUGUUAGCCUUAGUGGACAAAGAUGACAACUUUCUGAAGGCCAUACAGGAAGUUAUUGCCAAUCCGACCUACAAAAACAACAUGGAGAGGCUGUCCAGGCUGCACAAAGAUAAGCCCAUCCCACCACUUAAAAAUGCUAUCUUCUGGAUUGAGUUUGUCAUGAGGCACAAAGGCGCAGCUCACUUGAAAACCGACUCCUACAAACUGCCCUGGUACAUCUACUAUUCUUUAGAUGUGUAUCUGUUCCUUACUGCAGCUUUGCUGGCUCUGUUUUUAGCACUUUUUAUCACAAUCAGGUGCAUGUGCUCUGCUUUAUGUAGGAGGAAAGUCAAACGUGAGUAG